This is a messenger RNA of Patiria miniata (bat star), 1610 nucleotides long. RefSeq names its product retinol dehydrogenase 8-like. The transcript has 5 exons. Lineage: Eukaryota; Metazoa; Echinodermata; Asteroidea; Valvatida; Asterinidae. Gene Ontology annotation, molecular function: oxidoreductase activity. Bases 209 to 1087 code for a protein of 292 amino acids. The record is from RefSeq and is a predicted model, not a curated record.
UGAAAAAUGCGUGGUCAGCCCACUCAGGCCAUAUCAAAGUGCACUUUGACAAGUUGUAUAAAAGCCCUUCAUUCCGGCUAAAUCGAUCAUAAUCAAUUCGCAACAGCAAACCUACCUCUGCGUUGAAAUCAAAUGCCGCAAUUUAAUUGGUCGCUGCUGUAAAGGAUAAAAGACCGAGGCAUAAACAGAAAAGAAUCCUGCAACAAACAUGGCGCCGCAGACCGUACUCAUCACUGGGUGCUCGACAGGGAUCGGUUUUGCCACGGCCCUCAUGCUAGCCAAAGACAAGCUUACCAGAUUCAAGGUGUAUGCGACAAUGAGGAAUUUGAAGUCAAAGUCCAACCUGGAAAAAGAAGCAGGAAACACCUUGAACAAGACACUCUUCAUCCGGGAACUUGACGUGACCAAGGACCCGACUAUCAAAUCGGUUGUAGACGGGAUUCUGCGAGACAACGGGAGAAUCGACGUUCUUGUGAACAACGCCGGCUACAUGGCCUUAGAUGGCAUCGACCAACAGUCGUUAGAAUGGUGCCAAGCUAUGAUGGAUACCAACUACUGGGGAGUAGUAAGAACAACCAAUGCCGUGUUACCAGCGAUGAAGAAGCAGAUGUCAGGCAGGAUCAUUAACGUUUCCAGUAUUGUCGGCGUCAGUGGUGCUCCGUUUUAUGCUACCUAUACUGCUACAAAGUUCGCCAUGGAAGGAUACUCCGAGUCCAUUGCCCCAGUGUUGAGAGAUGGAUACAAUAUCAAAUUGAGCAUCGUUGAACCGGGGCCAGUCAAAACGGAGCUUUUUAACAAGGUCCUUGGUACACCGUUCGCAGAACAAGCCAAAGAUUUUGACCCCAUCUUGCGAGAUUUAGUCGUCACAAAUAUGCAGCCCAUGGCGUCUGCGAUGGCUUCGGUAACCCAAAGCGCCGAUGAGAUAGCCAAGCUGCACAUGGAUAUCAUUCUGAGUGACAAUCCUCACCUGCGCUAUCAGACGUCCGAAGACUUGACGAAAAGGGCGGCCAUGAAGCUUCGUGAUCCGACCACAGAUUUUCUCCUCGAUAUGCUCAAACAAAGCCGUUACGCUUCCCCUACAGAGUAGCGUCAUGUAGUAAAGUCGCAACUGAAAGAUAAGUUGCCAAGCAAGCGUAUCUUUCUCAAGUUUGUCCAUCUACUGGAGAGUUCAUUAUCAAAAUGAGCACCAAAAAAAAAGAACAAUUUGGUAACUUUUUCCAUAAAUGGCAAUGAGGUCUGACACGAACAACAAAUAAAGAAAACCAAGCCAAAAACAAAUCGUCAAAAUGACAGCAACAGAAAAUGUACGUUUGGAAUCGCCGCGUAGACAAUGGAGGGCGAUUGUUGAACCUUUGACGAUUGGGUACUGUUUUGAAAGUCCAUUACAGUGUACCGUCAAGCGUGCUGAAAAAAAAAAAGAAGUAUUAAACCAUUUACAGAUUGACGAUCGAUAGCACUAUACAGCCGUAUGGUUGCCAAGGCCUUAUAACACAGUAAAUUCGGAUUAACUUUGUUUAACAGCAAGGCCUAAAGCCUCGCCGUUGUUAAACAAAAUUUAUCCGAUUACAUACUUGGACGCUAUAACAGAGUAGUGAAAUUCAUGCAGCCCC